This is a messenger RNA of Ctenopharyngodon idella (grass carp), 2294 nucleotides long. RefSeq names its product C-C motif chemokine 20. Lineage: Eukaryota; Metazoa; Chordata; Actinopteri; Cypriniformes; Xenocyprididae. Gene Ontology annotation, cellular component: extracellular region. The record is from RefSeq and is a predicted model, not a curated record. The transcript is spliced from 4 exons. Gene Ontology annotation, biological process: immune response. Gene Ontology annotation, molecular function: chemokine activity. Bases 1 to 297 code for a protein of 98 amino acids.
AUGGCCUGGACUUCUAAAUUAAUCACCAUCACUGUUCUGAUCAACCUCAUGGGAUGCUUCACUGGUGCACUGGGCAACUUUCGUCGACCCACUAGAGUUGGAGUGACAUGCUGUAAGGUGGUGUCGAAGGGAAGAAUUCCUCCUGAAAUUAAACUGAUUGGAUACAAGCAUCAGAAUGCUCUGAGUCCGUGUGUGAAUGCUAUAAUAUUCUACACAGAGAAGGACAAGUACUGCUCUGAUCCAAAAGCGCGCUGGAUUCGACAGAGACUGGAAGGUCUGAAGAAGAUGAGCCAAUAGAUGCCGAAAAUCUAUCUAUAUAUCAAUCCAUCUAUCUAUAAAAAGAGAAUAUAUAUUAUGUAAGUUUAUUUAACCAAAAAAGUAUAAUUAAAUACCCUUUUAGCUUAUGUGAAUGUUAAAAGAUGUUUCAUUUAAUUGCUUUGUUUUAGUAUAGAAAUAUUUCAUGGGUGCCAUAGAUCAUGCAAUUCGUGGAUUUAUAAGCAGACAAAGACAAAAACAGAAAUAAACAUGAAGCAAGUAACAACUUUGCAUACUAAACGUACACAAAACAACAUAAGACCUUCAAAAACAUAAGGGGUAAAAUUGGUAAGGUAUAUUAUUACAGUUUUUCUCAGUAGCUUUUUUGUUACACUUCUUGAAUCAUCCUUAAGAUUUGUAAACAGUUGUAGUUCUUGUGUUUCUUUUUUCUUGUUUCUUUCUCUUGUUUCUUGUAGUUCUUGUCUUUCUUCUCUUUUUUUCUUCUUUCCUUUAGUGAUUCCGCUUGAUAACGGGCUUGUUAAUGCUGAAAUGACUCUAUAAAUAAUAUAUAAAUAUUUUGUGGAUCAGAUAAGGUCCAGUUCUGGUUUAUUUCUUUGCUCUUGGCUAACAUGUGGCAUUUCUAUGGCCUGCUUGUGGCCCACAUCUGGCAAAAAGGAGCGGUCCGCCCAAGUGCCAUCAUUCCGCAUGUACCAGAUGUGGGCUGACACAAAGUUGCUUUCUGGGUACAAACCCUGUGUUUCUGUGAAAUGAGAUCCAGCUGUGUUGCAGAAAUUAGAAAAUUUAGAAAAUUUAAAAAAAAAAAAAAAAAAAAAUUUUGAGAUGACACACUAAGACAUCAACAAUCAGCACAUAAAUCUCAACUAUGGUGACAACCAAAAGUGUCAUGCUGUAGUGCAUGCUGGGUAUCAUAGUACAAAACUCCCAGAAUGCAUCAGAGCAUGGAUAAAUUAUGCAGUUUUUCUAAUUGUCUGAAUAUUUUGUUUAUUGUCACCAUUGUUGAGAUUCAUAUGGGUCAUACAGAGACGCUGAAGCUUACAAACUUUAUUAAGGAUAAAAGAUAAAGGGUUAGUUUCUACCAUUAGUGGUUCAUUGUGGUAAAGUGCUACAAGUAGUUAUAAAUGACCAUAAUGACUGAUAGCAGUGGAAAACAGGAUGUGGUUAACUGCCACUGAACAGAAUAUGUCUAACAUAAAAAAGACAUGUUCAUCAAAGUCAUUGCCUUCAGACACCACACUGUAAAAAUAAAAUAAAAUAUAAUAAAAAAUAAAAAAUGCUGUAAAAUAACAGUAAUCUACUGGCAGCUGUGGUUGCCAGUAAUGUACUGUUAAUUUACAGCUCUCUCUUUUUUACAGUAUGUUACCGUAAUACUACCAUGGAAAUGAACCCAUUUCGUUUGGGAAAUCAAUUGCUUCAAAUAGUUUGUUUAAAAACUAUUUUUUAUACAGCGUUAGUACUGUGAACUUAUUUCAUUUGAGUCAACUGAAAAUGAAUAUUUCUUAACUGCAAACACUUAAUGUGUAAUAGCAAAAUAAUUAAAAACAUGACUUUAAUCUUUGCAGCUUGUUAGCAAUAGCACAAAUAUACAUAUUAAAGCACUUCGCAAACAGCUUAUCAUUGCAUCAGCAACUACACAGUUACUGCCUUUAAACAAAGCAACAUGCAGCAUAACAUCAGUGUUUCUCAACUCAUCAUCAUCUCCAGCACAAUGGUAACCCCAUAAAAUAAAUCAAUUAAACUAAAAGAUCUUUCCUUUUCCUUAAUUUUUCUAUUAACUUUCAGUAAUAUUUCAGUGAAAUUAACUUGUUUUGUUUAGAAAUUAUGUUUUACAGAAUAUUAAUCUUUUUUCCCUUCAUUUUACGGUAAUCUACUGUCAGCAAGUUUGGCAGUAAAUUGCUGUUUUUCUACAGUUUGUUGCCGUAAAUUAAUUAAAAAAUGUUUUUGCUGAACUAUGGAUAUUUGUGAAAUUUCACUGACAUUUAAAAUGACUCAUAUCAUGAAAUAAAACUUUGAUCAUAUCA